Messenger RNA from Tupaia belangeri chinensis (Chinese tree shrew), 2307 nucleotides. Its product is annotated as polypeptide N-acetylgalactosaminyltransferase 3. The coding region runs from base 16 to 1110 and encodes 364 amino acids. Lineage: Eukaryota; Metazoa; Chordata; Mammalia; Scandentia; Tupaiidae. Gene Ontology annotation, biological process: protein O-linked glycosylation. Gene Ontology annotation, cellular component: Golgi apparatus. The record is from RefSeq and is a predicted model, not a curated record. Gene Ontology annotation, molecular function: polypeptide N-acetylgalactosaminyltransferase activity. The transcript is spliced from 7 exons.
AACUUCAGUGUUUUUAUGGAAUUAAUUAAAAACUUGUUUUCUCCAGGUGAAUGUUUCUAUGGCUGGCUGGAACCUUUGUUGGCCAGAAUAGCUGAGAACUACACUGCUGUUGUGAGUCCAGAUAUUGCAUCCAUAGACCUGAACACGUUUGAAUUCAACAAGCCUUCUCCUUAUGGAAAUAACCAUAACCGUGGAAACUUUGACUGGAGCCUUUCAUUUGGCUGGGAAUCACUUCCCGAUCACGAGAAGCAAAGGAGGAAAGAUGAAACCUACCCAAUUAAGACACCCACUUUUGCAGGAGGCCUUUUUUCCAUAUCAAAAGAAUAUUUUGAGUAUAUCGGAAGUUAUGAUGAAGAAAUGGAAAUCUGGGGAGGUGAAAACAUAGAAAUGUCUUUCAGAGUAUGGCAAUGUGGUGGGCAGUUGGAGAUUAUGCCUUGCUCUGUUGUUGGACAUGUCUUUCGCAGCAAAAGCCCUCAUUCCUUCCCAAAAGGCACUCAGGUGAUUGCUCGCAACCAAGUGCGCCUUGCAGAAGUCUGGAUGGAUGACUACAAGGAAAUAUUUUACAGGAGAAACACAGAUGCAGCAAAAAUUGUUAAACAAAAAUCAUUUGGUGAUCUUUCAAAACGAUUUGAAAUAAAACAUCGCCUUCAAUGUAAAAACUUUACAUGGUAUCUGAACAAUAUUUACCCAGAAGCAUAUGUGCCAGACCUUAAUCCUGUUAUAUCUGGAUAUAUUAAAAGUGUUGGUCAGCCUCUAUGUUUGGACGUUGGAGAAAAUAACCAAGGAGGCAAACCUUUAAUUUUGUAUACAUGUCAUGGACUUGGAGGAAACCAGUACUUUGAAUACUCUGCUCAGCGUGAAAUUCGGCACAACAUCCAGAAGGAAUUAUGUCUUCAUGCUGCUAAAGGUCCCGUUCAGCUGAAGGCCUGUGCCUACAAAGGCCACAAGACAGUUGUUACUGCAGAGCAGAUAUGGGACAUCCAGAAGGAUCAACUUCUAUAUAAUCCAUUCUUUAAAAUGUGCCUUUCAGCAAAUGGAGAGCAUCCAAACUUAGUGCCAUGCAAUCCAUCAGAUUCACUCCAAAAAUGGAUAUUUAGCCAAAAUGAUUAAGGGUUCCUUAAAACUAAGGAGUUGAAAAGGAGAUAUUCUUUCUCUUAAAACUGUGACCAGGCAAACACUGUAGUUUUAAAAAUUAUGCAAAAGCAGCUAAUUGUAACUUAUUCCAAGUGCAUUUUCCUUAUUUAUGUCUUAAAAUGUCUGUGUAGCACUGCUACAGAAAUUUCAUAAGUUUCUGUUUCAAAGCACAAUUUAACUAGUAAUACCAAAGAGAGUUUUGAAAUGUCCAGAUUAAGGGAAGAGAUGUUUACAAUAUGAUGAAAACUUUUCCAAGUCAAGUAAUGUUUGCGUAUUUUGUACAUUUGAGGAUAUACAUAACUACAUAAAAAUGCUCACGAUUUAAAAUAUUUCCCUACUUUUUGAAGGAGAGUGGGAAAGAUUUCAUACUCUUUUUUUUUUUUUAACUACACAUAAAUGGAUCAAUGAAUAUCAAACAUUGGUCACUGUGUAAAAAACAGGAAAUUUUUGUAGAUCUAGAAUUUAUUGUACUUUAAAAUUCAGGUGAAUUUUUUUUUUGCCUCUUACAUAUAUGUCAAAUGUCUCCUUAAACAUGAAAUUGAAUAAGGAAAGAAAUAUUUUUAACACUGAAAUUUCUUGGAAAAUUUAAAGAUAUUUUUUAUUCUGAAGGCCAUUCGACUUGAAGCACGUAAGUCUUCCUUAAAUAACUUUUCUUAAGUUUUUCCAAAGCAAUCUUUAAAAGACUUUAUAAAUUACUAUUGGCUGAAAAGGUGUCCUUUUCCUUUCUGCUAGUCUUUAUUUUCUUACCAGAAUUUACUAAUCUUGAAUGUUUGUGAUAUUGAAUUUUAAAUGCAGAAUACUUGACUUAUUUAAGCUAAAUUUUAUUUGUUACUGAUUCAAUUAUAGAUUGUCUUUGUAGUGUAUUUUUUCCAUCAAAAAAGCCUUAUUUUUAUCUAUGAGGGAAACACAAUAAAAAUCCUAAACACUAUUGCCAUCAUUGGUUAAGUUUUUUUUUCCUCUUUUGGGUAAAAUCUAUAAUGGUAAGAGGUGGGGGCAUGGGAAUUUUAUAUAAUAAAUUUGGAAGUACUUGCUGUUUAUAGAGCCACCAGAUAUUUCUUACAAAACAUUCAAACAUUUGAUAGUAAUAGUAUAAAAAAUGAAGAGGAUACUAUAAUAGAUCUUUAGAAAAUUUAAUAGGGUGAUUUUUUAAAAAAUGAUGCUUAGAUUUAAGGC